AUAGAACACCUAGUCAGAAUUGGAAUCUCAGUGCAUUUAAAGGACAACAUCGAGAGAACAAGUUUUCUUUUACAGUGAAGAAGUUCAGUGACGAUUCAAAAUGUCAAGUUUUUGGUUUAAGAAGAAGAAUGUGCCUUCUUCAGUACCUGUGCCACCUACAGAAAUCGGCUCGAGAACACUAGCAGAGACGCCCCGACCUGAAAAGAAAAAGGAUGGUCUAAGCAGAAUCUUAAAAGGGGUUUUUGGGAGAGAGCAGAGAAUCAUGGGAAUCAUGGUGCAUCCUGCAGCUUUUACAGAAAGCAGCUCAGAAACUCCCAAAGAGACCCUGCAAACUGUCCCUAUGAAAUUGUUAGGGGGGUCCAAGGAGGGGCAAACCUCAAAGAUGACCAAGAAGACCUCAGUUAGCCGCAAUGAGAAAAGCGCAGAAAGGAUGCAGGUCAGUGUGAAGCCAACCUCUGAACUCCCUGGGACAAAAUAUAUAGAGGUCAAAGAGGCUGAUGUGACGAUAAAGUUACAAAACUCAGUGGGGACCAGGAGGAAAAAGACUCUGCCUAGCCAAGAAAGGAAAGCUGCAGAAAGGCAGGAGGAAAGGAAGGAAAUGACCCCAAAUAAAUGGCCAGUACUGGCAGUGGAUAACAGUGAUGAAAAGGCAGCAAUAUAUGACACGGAAUCAGUCGAUGGUCCGUAUUAUCUAGAUAAAGUGUCCAUUCCAGAAGACUCUGAGGAUGGAUUUGAGUAUAAAGAGAUUAGUUCUGAAGAGAUAAGUGUGACUGAAGAAGAAGAUUUGGAAGCUGUGUCUGAAAUUCUGCAUAACAGCACUAAUGACUCUGAGUUUGUACCAGAGUUGACACCAUCCUCAUCCCAGAAACUACGAAGCCCCAUCCCUGAAGUCAUGGACAAUUUUCUUCGUGAUUUUCUCAUGAAAAUGGGAAUGCAUAAAACAUUAGAUUGCUUCCAGACAGAAUGGUUUGAGAUGCUCCACAAAGGCACGCUCAAAACAAACCGGGUGGGAUUCAUCCCUGAUAUAUACACACACAACCAGCUGCUGGACAAUGAGCUGAAAAAUAUCCAAAAAGAGCGAGACAUCUACAAACAGGCUGCCUUUCAAGCCAAAGAAAACAUUGUGAAGCUUCAGAUUGAAUGGGACUUCCAUCAGCUGCACCAUAGGCAUGUCGUGCAAGAGAGGAACAGACUGAUUGAGGACAUUCAAAGACUAAAGGAGCACUACGAGUCUUAUGGCCCUGCUUUGAAACAAUUGAAUGAGAAGUACCAGACAGCUAUGAGGCAGAAGAUGUUAGUAAGUAUUGAGAGGGACAGACUCUUCAGUCAAGUUCAUAACCUAGAUAGCACUCUGCGUAAUUCACACUCCUCCACAGGAACCAACAGGUUUCUGAAAGACAGUGGGUGUAGUCCAGCGCAAGGUACCAAACCAUCAGUUGAUGAAGUGAUGACUUAUGACCCUGCCAAAGACCAAACCAAGAGCACUACUAACAAACAUUCACAAGAUUCAGAGUUCCCAGCAGAUACACGCAUGAAUCCAUUCCUGCCCCAAAUAAAAGCCCUAUCUACUGAAAGCACCAAAAUAUCCGGAUUCUCUGUGACCAAGUCCAUCAAAGCCCACACUAUGGCUGUGAGCUAUCUUGCUCUCCAUCCGCGCAAACUGCUUAUAGCUUCUGCAAGUGAUGAUCACCUUUGGAGGCUUUGGGGGAUGCCAGAAGGGAAGAUGAUCAUGACUGGCGAGGGUCAUACUGACUGGCUCUCUUCCUGUAGCUUCCACCCCAGUGGACACUGUCUGGCCACCACCAGUGGAGACAGCACAGUGAAGAUCUGGGAUUUUGACAAAUCCUGCUGCGUGCUGACCCUGGAAGGCCACACUCAAGCCACCUGGGUAUGCUCCUUCCACUUCUGCGGCGACUUUGUAGCCUCCUGCUCUAUGGACAACACAGCCAAAGUGUGGGACAUAAACAGUGAGCGCUGUCGCUACACUCUGCGGGGCCACGUUGACUCAGUGAACAGUGUCAGCUUUGUGCCCUUCUCUAACAUUCUGCUCACCUGUUCUGCUGAUAAAAGCAUUUCAUUGUGGGAUAUGCGUACUGGACUCUGUGGCCAAACUUUCUAUGGGCACAGGCACUCGUGCAACAGUGCAACCAUUAAUGCCCUGGGAGACACGAUUGCUUCCUGUGAUUCCUAUGGCAUUGUCAAAUUAUGGGACAUAAGGACCAUAUCAGCCAUGAUGACUGUGGCUACCGGACCACACCCUUGCAACCAAGUGGCCUUCAGUCCAAAUGGACAGGUGCUAGCGGUCGCAAGUAACAAUCAUGAGGUGAAGUUGGUGGAUGUGGCAUCUUCACAUGUGUCCAGUCUUUUGGGUCAUAAUGACACUGUUCAGAGUGUCAUUUUUGACCAUAAAGGAGAAAACCUAUUAUCUGCUGGAUAUAAUGGGGAAAUUUUAAUCUGGUCAAAAUAAACGGUAAAAUGGUAAA
This is a messenger RNA of Ictalurus furcatus (blue catfish), 2483 nucleotides long. RefSeq names its product sperm-associated antigen 16 protein-like. Bases 101 to 2467 code for a protein of 788 amino acids. The transcript is spliced from 5 exons. NCBI's taxonomy places the organism in Eukaryota, Metazoa, Chordata, Actinopteri, Siluriformes, Ictaluridae. Gene Ontology annotation, biological process: axoneme assembly. The record is from RefSeq and is a predicted model, not a curated record. Gene Ontology annotation, molecular function: protein binding. Gene Ontology annotation, cellular component: axonemal central apparatus.